This is a messenger RNA of Folsomia candida, 672 nucleotides long. Its product is annotated as peflin. Gene Ontology annotation, molecular function: calcium ion binding. Lineage: Eukaryota; Metazoa; Arthropoda; Collembola; Entomobryomorpha; Isotomidae. Bases 103 to 606 code for a protein of 167 amino acids. The transcript is spliced from 5 exons. Gene Ontology annotation, biological process: COPII vesicle coat assembly. The record is from RefSeq and is a predicted model, not a curated record.
GAAAUGUUGACUAGCCGGCAGUCGGACGGAGAGGAGUGACGUGAGUCAGACUGUCAAGUUGGUUACAAGUUUUUUUGCGGAAUUUAAUUAAAUUUUGAUAAAAUGGAUCCCCAGUUGAUUUCGUUUUUUAAUGCGGUGGACGUCGAUCGAUCCGGGCGGAUAAAUCCGACCGAGUUGCAACAAGUAUUGCAGUCGUCAAAUGGGAGGAAGUUCUCGGAAAAUGCUUGUCGUUUGAUGAUUGGCCUGUUCGACCCCGGGAACAGCGGUUCGAUUGACAUGCAAGGGUUUUCCGCCCUCUACGCCUAUGUCAACCAGUGGUUGGGAACGUUCAAAAACUUCGAUCGGAACUCCUCAGGGUUCAUCGAUGAGGGCGAACUGAGCCAAGCGAUGGGGAGCAUGGGCUACCGAUUCAGCCCCGGAUUCGUCGCCUUCCUUAUGCACAAAUUCGGGGAGGGCCAGUUCGGGUUGCCAGUGGAUGGGUUCAUCUCUGCCUGCAUCCUAAUCCACAAGUUCACGGAUGGAUUUCGAAAGAAGGACACUUCCUCCUCGGGAAUGAUUCAGAUUUCGUAUGAGGACUUUCUCCAAAUGGUUCUGACCGGGUGUUGAUUUACUAUUUCCGAUACUGUCAUUUUUUAUUCAUAACUAAAAAUAAACACUGAUGAGCAAAAGAUA